AUGUGGGUCUUAUUCAGUUACUUGACGCGGAAACAGCCUAUCUGCCCUGGGGGAGGAGCACUUAAGGGAUAUGUGAAAUGGAUGGACAAGCAGAAGGGUACCCAUUUGGGACAAAAACACCAGAUGUCACCUGAAAAACUGCUGAAUUAG
Messenger RNA from Puccinia triticina, 150 nucleotides. RefSeq lists its product as uncharacterized. The transcript is spliced from 3 exons. NCBI's taxonomy places the organism in Eukaryota, Fungi, Basidiomycota, Pucciniomycetes, Pucciniales, Pucciniaceae. The record is from RefSeq and is a predicted model, not a curated record. Bases 1 to 150 code for a protein of 49 amino acids.